Messenger RNA from Bubalus bubalis (water buffalo), 1059 nucleotides. RefSeq names its product surfeit locus protein 1. Gene Ontology annotation, cellular component: membrane; mitochondrion. NCBI's taxonomy places the organism in Eukaryota, Metazoa, Chordata, Mammalia, Artiodactyla, Bovidae. Bases 30 to 953 code for a protein of 307 amino acids. The transcript has 9 exons. Gene Ontology annotation, biological process: mitochondrial respiratory chain complex IV assembly. The record is from RefSeq and is a predicted model, not a curated record.
CCAGGGCCCGGAAGUGGGCGGGCGGGGCGAUGGCGGCGGUGCGGCAGCUGGGGAUGCGCGCGGCGGGGCUGCGGCCGCUACUGUGCGUGGCGGGCGCGGGGCAGGCCCCGGCCAGCGUCGUCUGGAGGAGCGUCCUGGGGAUCGCCCCGCGCGCAGGGUUGGCCUGGAGGCCCGGCAGGUGUGGCAGCUCUUCAGCCGAAGCAACUGCCACAAAAACCGAAGAUGAGUCCUUCCUGCGCUGGUUUCUGCUGCUCAUUCCUGUGACUGCCUUUGGCCUGGGGACGUGGCAGGUCCAGCGUCGGAAGUGGAAGCUACAGCUGAUCGCAGAGUUAGAGUCCAGAGUUAUGGCCGAGCCCAUCCCACUGCCCACAGACCCAAUGGAACUGAAGAACCUGGAGUACAGGCCCGUGAAGGUCAGGGGGCACUUUGACCACUCCAAGGAGCUGUACAUGAUGCCACGGACAAUGGUGGACCCUGCCCGGGAGGCCCGGGAGGCCGGCCGGCUCUCAUCAGCAGCUGAGAGCGGGGCCUACGUGGUCACUCCCUUCCACUGCACUGAGCUGGGAAUCACCAUUCUGGUAAACAGAGGGUUUGUGCCCAGGAGGAAGGUGAAUCCAGACACACGGCAUAAAGGCCAGGUUGAGGGAGAAGUCGAUCUGGUGGGGAUGGUGAGGCUCACAGAGACCAGGAAGCCUUUUGUCCCCGAGAAUAACCCCGAGCGGAACCACUGGCAUUACCGGGACCUGGAGGCCAUGGCCAGGCUCACGGGCGCAGAGCCCGUCUUCAUCGAUGCUGACUUCAAGAGCACAGUCCCUGGAGGGCCCAUCGGAGGGCAGACCAGAGUCACCCUGCGGAACGAGCACCUGCAGUACAUCAUCACCUGGUACGGACUCUGUGCGGCCACAUCAUACCUCUGGUGCAAGAAGUUCCUAAGUCGGACUCCUGGUGUGUGAGGAGGUUCGCUGAAGUCAGCCUGUCCCUGAACAACUGAAGCCACUUCAAGAGAUGUGGUUUUAUGCUCAUCACAUGCUCUUGGUAUAAAUAAAUCUCUACACCACA